Molecule: messenger RNA, 1048 nt
Organism: Schistocerca nitens (vagrant locust)
Lineage: Eukaryota; Metazoa; Arthropoda; Insecta; Orthoptera; Acrididae
Exons: 2
Coding region: 35-760 (241 amino acids)
Source: RefSeq, a predicted model, not a curated record
CUUCAGCUAAUUCAGUUGCCGUUUAACGCCCGAGAUGCAAGUUGCACGGUUCGUGCUGUUUGUACUGCCCCUUACCACUCUUGCUUCGAGCAGACAGAUCGCUCAUAUCGGGCUCCUACGGCAGAAGAGCAUCGACUCCAAUGAUUUGGAAAAUAGAGGAAGCGAGCUUGUUGUAGAGAGUGGACGACUGAAGGAUUACGGGUUUGAUGCUACAGGUGGUCUGGAGAAAACGCCUCCUGGAAUUUCCGCAACAAAUGGAGUGCAGGAACCGAUUCUGGCGAAAACUGAGUUUGUCUACAAUGAAGGCAAGGACUUCCGGAGACCGGUUUCAUCUUCCGAUGAGUCUAUUGGUAGCGACGAGGAGUUUCAAGAAUACAAAGAAGCCGAACGUAAGCCAUUAUCACCACCGAUUGGGAGGACUAUCUUCUCCUUCGCCACGCGUCGCUUGGAAGGUGACGCUGAGAAGACAGACGACGAGAGACCCUCAGGAAAUAACAUCGGAGUUACACCUGGAGAGCACGAACCACAGAGGGAGGACGCUAACUCCGCACACAAAGAUGACAACGGCAACGUCGAUCGCCCGUCUCGCAAGCAAGACGGGGACUCGUCAACUGGCGGAAAUCUCGUCCGGAUCCGACGUGGUGUCUUCUCCGUGCCGGGCAUUAAGACGAUCCCGGAAGUGCUGGACAUGGGCCGUGGCAGGUGCAGAAAUCCGCACCGCCUGGGCCGCGGCCAGGUUUUCUGCCGCCCAGUGUGGUAGGCAGCUCUCAUGUUCUUUUAAUCUCUCGCACUCGUGUAUAGGUCGCCUUCCCCUGUUUGCCUUCCUUUCCUUUGCCCUCCUCUCUGUCUGCCCGAAACAGUAAUCCACUAACAGCCUCCCCCUCGCAUAUUCCUUACCCGAGCCCAACAUCUUGUUACAGCGAUACAAAUAAAGUCAGUUCAAAAAUCGUAUUUUUUCUACAUUUAAUAAAUCUAGCCACGAAUAGCUUAAAAUCGCAUGGGUCCCUAUUCAGCGAAAUGUACUCAUAUUUUUUAACUGUAUUAUUUU